CAUGUUUUCGGACGGGACGGCCACGAACCGGACCUCCGACUGGUGGAGCGACGCGCCGCGGCAACAGUUGACGCGCGGCGGUCACCGCGUGGUGUCGCUCUUCCUGGGUUCCAUCAUGGUGUUGGGCUUCCUCAACAACCUGCUGGUGCUGGUUCUCUUCUGCAGGUUCAGAACUCUGCGGACGCCCGUCAACGUGCUGCUGCUCAACAUCAGCGUCAGCGACAUGCUGGUGUGCGCGUGCGGGACCACGCUGAGCUUCGCGUCCAGUCUGCGGAACCGAUGGUUGUUCGGCCGCCUCGGGUGCUCGUGGUACGGCUUCAUCAACUCCUGCUUCGGUAUUGUGUCUCUGGUGUCUCUCGCCCUGCUGUCCUACGAGCGAUACAACACCCUAAUGGUGUACAACAAGCGGGCCCUGGACUAUAGGAAGCCUCUGUUAGCAGUGUGCGGGGCUUGGCUCUACUCGCUGGCGUGGACGUUACCCCCUUUGCUGGGAUGGAGCAGCUACGGGCUGGAGGGAGGGGGAACCAGCUGCUCGGUGACGUGGACCGAGCGAACGGCUCGUUCUCACUCCUACAUCAUCUGUCUGUUUGUCUUCUGUCUCGGUCUCCCCGUCUUCAUCAUGGCGUACUGCUACGGCCGCCUGCUGCGUGCCGUCAAACAGGUGGGUCGAAUUCGACAGACAAGGCGGCGUGAAUUCCACAUCCUGUUCAUGGUUGUCAUCACGAUGGUUUGCCACCUCCUCUGCUGGAUGCCGUACGGCAUCGUCGCCGUUAUGGCCACGUUCGGUCGGCCGGGCCUCAUCAGCCCCGUGGCGAGCGUGGUGCCGUCCAUCCUCGCCAAGAGCAGCACCGUGUUCAACCCCGUCAUCUACAUCCUGAUGAACAAGCAGUUCCACCGCUGCUUCCUAAUCCUGUUCCACUGUCAGCACCAGCAGAUGGCGAACAGUCACGCCAUUCCAUCCAGAACUACCAUGGUCCAUCUCACCCGUCUGCCGGUGGACAGUGGCGCUGAUGCCCCUGGCAAUGCCGUGGAAGCACCCGCUAAGGCCUGUGACACAGAGGACACCAGCGCCACCUUGUCGGGAAAAAAUGGAAGUGCCUAAGUCUUGUGGGACUCAAGACUGACAUUUAAGAAAUGUCACCUGGAGCCUCAAGUCUUCAAGGAGGGUGGCAAGUUUCAGCAGCUUCAAAUGGACAAGGACUAACAACUGCGUCUGAUGGAAACUGUGGAUUCUGAAGAAAAUUGAAUAUUUUUGUUGUGAAGUCAACCUGAUGUGGUUGU
Messenger RNA from Phyllopteryx taeniolatus (common seadragon), 1281 nucleotides. Its product is annotated as opsin-3-like. Gene Ontology annotation, cellular component: membrane; photoreceptor outer segment. The transcript has 4 exons. The coding region runs from base 2 to 1102 and encodes 366 amino acids. Gene Ontology annotation, molecular function: G protein-coupled receptor activity. Gene Ontology annotation, biological process: G protein-coupled receptor signaling pathway; visual perception. The record is from RefSeq and is a predicted model, not a curated record. NCBI's taxonomy places the organism in Eukaryota, Metazoa, Chordata, Actinopteri, Syngnathiformes, Syngnathidae.